Monoraphidium neglectum is the source of this 2031-nucleotide messenger RNA. RefSeq lists its product as hypothetical. The transcript is spliced from 11 exons. Gene Ontology annotation, molecular function: transcription corepressor activity; NAD+ poly-ADP-ribosyltransferase activity. Gene Ontology annotation, biological process: negative regulation of gene expression. NCBI's taxonomy places the organism in Eukaryota, Viridiplantae, Chlorophyta, Chlorophyceae, Sphaeropleales, Selenastraceae. The record is from RefSeq and is a predicted model, not a curated record. Bases 1 to 2031 code for a protein of 676 amino acids. Gene Ontology annotation, cellular component: cytoplasm; nucleus.
AUGCCGCACGCGCCUGCAGCCACGCACCUCAACGCCGCGCUUCCACUGCAGGUUGGCCCGCUGCGCGUGGACUUUAGCCGCCGCCGCAUCCGCGUGCGAGACGAGUACACCGAGGCAGAGGCCGCCGCCGCCUUCUCGCGGAUGCUGCAGCACCAUGCGGCAAACGGCUGGGGCGGAGACGGAGAUCGGGGCGAUGGGGGGGCCUCCGGAUCUGGACAGCGCCACGAGCAGCCCCAGCAGCAGGGGCAGGAGCAGCAGGGGCAGCAGCAGCAGGCCCAGGAGCAGCGGCAGCGGCAGCAGCAAGCGCAGGAGCAGCAGCAGGAGCAGCAGCAGGAACAGUGGCAGGAGCAGCAGCAGUGGCAGGAGCAGCAGCAGGAUCAGGGGCUGCAGCAGCAGCGGGAGCAGCAGCAGGCGCAGCAGGCGCAGCAGGCGCAGCAGGCGCAGCAGCAGCAGCAGCAGCAGCAGCAGCAGCACCAGCAGCGGCUGGCGGAGUUGAAUGGCAUGGAUCCUUCGGUGCUGGAGGAGCUGCUGUGGCAGGGCAUGAGCGAGCAGGAGCUGGCGCAAACAAUCGGGAUAGAUUUGGCGGAUGGCAACGACGACCCAAGCACCGCGGCCGCCAUUGACCCGCCCGGAAAUGUGCCUGGCACCGGAGGCGCCGACGGCCACAACGCGGCGCAGCUGUCUGCGCCUGUCGCGCCUGCACCCUUGCCACCGCCGCCACCCGGGCUCGAAGUCGCCGAGAUGGACUGGGAGCAGGCGCCGGCCGCCGGCCCGGCACCAGUGGCACCCGUGGCCGCGCCUGGGCCCGCCGCGGCGGCGCUGGGCGCGGCGGUUUCGCUGGAGGAGCAUCGGAGGGAGAUCAGGCGACUGAGGGAGCAGCUGGAGCAGGCGUCAGCGGCGGCGGCGCGGGCAGAGGCGGAGAGGCUCCGCCUGGAGGCCGCCGAGGCCGCACGCAUGGCGGCAGCGGCGGCGGCGGCUGCGGCCGCAGGCGCGUCCGCGAGCGGGGAGCGGCUGAGAGCGCCCGUGCCGGCGCACUGGGCGGCGAUGAGUGCGGCUGAGUCGGACGGCGUCAAACUGGUGGAGCUGCCCCUGCCUGCAGAUGUGGCGGCCGCUGAUGUGGCCGCCGAACCCCUGGCUGCAGCGGAGGCGGCCCUGCCUAAGCCCCUAGUGGCAGAGCUGACUGCCAACGGGCUGAGCCGCGAGGACGCGGUGGCGGCGCUAAGCCAUGCGGGCGGCAGCGUGGCGGGCGCCAUCGAAUUCCACUUUGCCAGCCUGGCACAGGGUGGCGCCGCACGCGCGCUCCAGCAGCAGCAGCAGCAGCAGCAGCAGCAGGGCGGCGCAGCAGCCAGCGGCGCGGCUGCUGAUGAGGCGCGGCAACGGCUGGAGCGGGAGGCCGGCGACGUGGCGCGGCUGUUUUUGAGCCAAAUGACGGAGGAUCACUGGGCCAGCAGCAGCCGCCACCGCAGCGGGCGCGGCGGCGCGCACCCCGGGCUGGUGGUGCGGCGCGUGGAGCGGGUGCAGAACUGGAAGCUGUGGACCAGCUACGCCCUCAAGAGAGAGCACAUCCAGGACGAGGUGGGGGCCUGGCCGACCUUUCUGAACGAGCACCAGCUGUGGCACGGCACGCCGUCGCGGGACAACAUAUACUCCAUCAUAUCUGGCGGCUUCAAGGCCCAGUACAGCAACAUGUACGGCAGCCUGGGCGCCGGCAUCUACUUUGGAGGCCAUGCGUCGUACUCCCACAAGUACUCUGCCGACCGAGCAAUCAACGCUGCAUUGGGCCUGCGCAGCAGCCCCAGCCACCACGGACACCGCCCGCGUGGCGGCAGCAACAGCGGCGGCGGCGGCGGCGGCGUGGGCGACGAUGGGCGGGAGGGCAAGCCUGGCAUGCGCAUCUGCAGCCGCGGCUUCCACGCCGUUUCAAAGAAUCCUGGCAAUGACGUCAGGCGCUACCCAAAGGACGCCUACGCCGUUUUUGACAAUCACCAGGCCUACCCUGAGUACAUCAUCCACUAUGACAUCACUCACUGA